Pseudocercospora fijiensis CIRAD86 is the source of this 660-nucleotide messenger RNA. RefSeq lists its product as uncharacterized. Gene Ontology annotation, cellular component: condensed nuclear chromosome; DNA recombinase auxiliary factor complex. Gene Ontology annotation, molecular function: recombinase activator activity; double-stranded DNA binding. The record is from RefSeq and is a predicted model, not a curated record. Bases 1 to 660 code for a protein of 219 amino acids. Gene Ontology annotation, biological process: meiotic strand invasion involved in reciprocal meiotic recombination; meiotic joint molecule formation; homologous chromosome pairing at meiosis. Lineage: Eukaryota; Fungi; Ascomycota; Dothideomycetes; Mycosphaerellales; Mycosphaerellaceae. The transcript has 2 exons.
AUGGCCAAGACCAAAGAAGACGCUAAGGACAAGAUCCCAAAGCUCACGCCGCAGCAAUCCGCAGAAGUCAUUCUCGCGUACCUUAAGCAGACGAAUCGUCCAUACUCCGCCAAAGAGAUCAGCGAGAACAUCAAAGGCGCCAAGACGGCCGUCAUCACGCAAGCUGCAGCGCAGAAGUUGCUGAAGGACUUGCACGAGCGAAAGGAGAUCGAGGGCAAGGCAUCUGGCAAGAGUAUGCCCGAAGAAGAUGAAGACUUUCACGAGAAGCUUGCCGCCACUUCUGCCGAGACUACUCGUCUUCGCGAGGAGCUUAUCGCUAUGAAGGAUGAGGAGAAAGAGCUUCGUCUCUCCCUCCGUCAAGGCGCCAAUACGAUUCCGCUUGGAGAGAUCAAAAAGAAUGUCGCUGCUAUGACCACUGAGAAGGCACAGCUCGAGGAACGUCUUGCCAAGCUCAAGAAUGGCAGCACCAAGCCUAUCGAUCCAGCCAAGCGUGAUCGUAUCAAUAAGAGCUACAAGAAGCUGUCUAAGCAGGCCAGCAACCGUCGAAAAAUUUGCAAAUUUUUGUGGGAAACAGUUCUCGAUGCUCUUGAGAAUGGCAAUGCAGACCCGGAGACGAUCAACGAUCUGAAGGAGGAGUUUGCGGUCGAUAGCUGGUUGUGA